Molecule: messenger RNA, 1737 nt
Organism: Amphiprion ocellaris (clown anemonefish)
Lineage: Eukaryota; Metazoa; Chordata; Actinopteri; Pomacentridae
Product: trifunctional purine biosynthetic protein adenosine-3-like
Exons: 4
Coding region: 86-559 (157 amino acids)
Biological process (GO): 'de novo' IMP biosynthetic process; adenine biosynthetic process
Cellular component (GO): cytosol
Molecular function (GO): phosphoribosylformylglycinamidine cyclo-ligase activity; phosphoribosylamine-glycine ligase activity
Source: RefSeq, a predicted model, not a curated record
GUACCAGUUGGUGGCGGUAAUGCACCAAGAGGUUGUUUGCUAACCGCUAUUAAAACUCAAAAGAAGUCUAAUCGCCGUAGAGUUCAUGGCUGCCGGGCAAAGUGAAACGCUAGUUGUAUGUGAUGAACUCAGGACGUUUCAGCAGUCGUGGGAGGAAGAAUUUGCGUUUGUGGAGCUGCAGACAAACGUGGACAUGAUCAAACCUCUGGUGAAGGCAGCAUCCCGCCCCGGGUGUAGUGCAGAGCUCGGGGGCUUUGCUGGGCUGUUUGACCUGAAGGCUGCAGGAUUUGGGACAGAUGGAGUUGGGACCAAGCUGAAGAUGGUCCAGGCCUGCAGGCAGCUUGACGGUCUUGGUCAGGACCUGGUGGCCAUGUGUGUGAACGAUGUUCUCGCUCAGGCUGUCGAGCCGCUCUUCUUCCUCCGUGACUUUACCUGCAUCAGGCUGGACAUCGAUGUAGCCGCCUCAGUGGUCAGCGGCAUCGCAAAGGCCUGUGAGAAGGCUGGAUGUGCUCUGCUGGGUAACCAUUACCUGAGUCAUGUCAUGUUUAGUAUUUGCUGACACCUUUUUCCUAGAUAAUAAACACUUAAAUGUAUAUGUAGCUGUAGUAUCUGUCUGUGCCACCAGCUGGAGCCUUUUGCUGUUUAAUUUUGUAGCAACAAGGGCAGGUGGGUAGUUCCAUGCUGGCAACUAAAACCCACCUUGUUUCCACGUGUCCAUAAAUCUGUAUAAUAAGUGGACUACGCCCCCUGAUGUUCAACACAAGGGAUAAACCUAAGCACAGUUGUCUCAUCAGUUUUUACUGUCCAGUUGCAGGAUGUACAAAGAAAUACAAUAUAUGUAUGUUCUGUAAACUAACUCCACUAUUUUAUGAUGACACAUUUACACAAUUUACUGUCAACAUAGUUAAACUACUCAAUAGUAAUUAAUUUUUUCCACUUCCUGGUCCAACAGACGGCAGAGUUUUGCAAACAUGACAUUCCCAUCAGCCUUAUUUGUGUUUAGUGCUAAUUAUAAAAUGUUAGCAAGGUGUUAAACAUUUCGUGUAAAGAUAUUUCUUUAACAAAAAAGAUAAAUUAAUGCCUAUUCAGGUCUUAACUGUAAAAAAAAAAAAAAAAAAAAAACCUGAUCGAAACUAAAUAAUUUCCACAUCUAAAAAUCUAACCACUAAAUUCAAAUAAUUAGUAAAUAAUUUCUAGGUAUUUGCCUUUUUUGAAAGAAUUAUGUAUAUGAAAUUUAGUGUGGUUUUUUUUUUGCAAUUUUUCCCAUGUAUUGCUAAUGUCCCCUUGUGGGACUAAUAAAGGAUAUUCUGUUCAGUUCUGUUCUAUUAAUUACAGAUAAUAUCUCAUGAAAUCUCUGGAAAAGUAUUAAAUGACACUUAGAGUGUGAAUAUAUAUAUGUAUGUUAUAACAUAAUUUAUUUCUUGCAAUAUUUUACCAUAUUGCACUUUGUGCUAUAUUUAAAUCAUCAAAAAUAUUGCUAUUUUGCAGAUAUUUGUUGUCUUUUUACAGAAAGAUUACCUAUAUGAAUGAAUAAAAACUGGAAAAAUAUUUUUAAAGUUAUUUUGCAAAAUUUUCCUGUUCUGUUUAAUUAAAGAUAAUAGUAAAAAUCUAAUAAAAUCUUAGAAAAUAAAAAGUGACAUGCUGACUGCUGGAUCCCUCAAUUUCAUUUCAGAUUGCUGAAAUAUAUUUUGUUUUGAUUUUGACUGUAAAAAAGAACAAUAAAAUUAUACCAUCAUU